AUGAAAUUGAUACUGACGGGAGCCACCGGGUACGUUGGCACGGAAGUCAUUCGGCUUGCUCUUCGCAAUAAAGCCAUUAGCUCCGUCGUGGCACUUGCUCGCCUGCCUGUUCAGGUUCCUGAGCACGUUGGUCCGGACGCGGACGAGUCCAAGCUGCAAUCUGUUAUCCUCGACGACUGGACAGCGCCGUAUCCCGAGUCUGUGAAGGAGAAACUCAAAGGCGCCGAUGCGUGCAUAUGGUGUCUGGCAGUUACCCCGACCAAGUCCCAAAAGAUGGACUUUGCAGAUGUCACCAGGAUCUGCUCCGACUUCACCAUCAACGGUCUCCAUAACAUCGCCUCUGUCGCGAACAAUCCCUUCCGUUUCAUCUACACAUCUGGCGUCACAGUGGAGCGCGAUCAGACCAAGACCCUCUGGUUUCUGUCUGACUACCGCCUCAUGCGCGGUCGCAUCGAGAACGCAAUCCUGGAUUUCGCCAAGCAACAUGAACCCGCCGUACAAGCUACCGUCACUAAGCCCGCGGGCGUAGAAGGCCCUGGCCGCCCCAGGACCCUCGCCGCCACAAGCAUUCUCAAGCAAUUCGGGCACACCCCCUGGGUUCACCUGUCGGAGCUUGCCGCUGCCAUGAUCGACCAAUGCCUGAAUGGCAUCACCAAGGAUCCCUUAUGGGCCGAGGAUUUGGAGGAAAUAGGGGCGCGAGUGCUACGAAAGGAGGAUUAUGCGGGAUAUGAGCCCGAGGCGCUUUGA
Molecule: messenger RNA, 747 nt
Organism: Histoplasma capsulatum G186AR
Lineage: Eukaryota; Fungi; Ascomycota; Eurotiomycetes; Onygenales; Ajellomycetaceae
Exons: 3
Coding region: 1-747 (248 amino acids)
Source: RefSeq, a predicted model, not a curated record